AUGGACCCCGCCGUGGAUUCCGGAGAGGAAGGGUCGCGAGAAGAUGAUCCCUCGCCCCCUUGGUUCCUCCGAGUCGCGAUGAAAUUCUUGCUCAUGUUUGUAAAAGGGGGAAUCGAGUACUGUGGAAUACUAUGUGUCUCCAUAGGCCUGGCGGCCAAAUGGGUCUACUGGCUUAUGGCGGGCAUGGUAUUGGUGGCCCUCGCGCAGCUUGCCUACUGGACCUAUGUUUGGGUCCUUCGGCCGCUGACGAAGUUCGCCUACGUCUUGGCUCAGUACCUCAUGGGCCGCGCCCCGUGGGAUGAGGUUUUGACCCAUCACGGCCGCACGCCGUUCCGACUGGUGUGGUACGGCCCCACGGGACAGGUGGCUUGGACCGCCCAGUACAUCCAAGACAAAGUCCGAGGCAGGGGAACCUGCCAAGCCCCUUUCGACUUGUUGGUCACGGACGGGACUGCACUUGCCCGCUUGCGGCACGGCACCAUCCGCGGGCGUACAAAUCGGCACGGGUUUACUUGCCCCUGUGACACAGUGCAUGGGAGCUCACACCGCUACUGGCGGCACUCUUUGGAGGGAGCGAAUUGCCGGGUGCACCUCUGCUCCCAAUCACCUUGCACAGCACCGGAAGCGGCGGAGGUGCAUGUCACUUCAAGCUCCGUUGUGCCUCGGGAGGUAGAGCUGGACCUCACCGAGCUAGCAGGAAAAGGGCCCUUCGGUAGGUGCCUUACGGCUACGUGGCUCCUCAGCGCCCAGGGAUACUACCUCUGGAAGUCGCUGGGUGGCUGCAUUUGCUCCUGCCGGCGCCGGUGUUGUCAGUUUUGUGGCUGUGGCUCACGCCCGCGGCGCGGUCCGCGCCCGGGGGGAGAGAACGGCCCCGAGCCCUCUCGCCUCCUGCACGAGUGGUCGGAGACCGAGAGUGAAGGCGACGACCACGCACAAGCGUGCCAAGCCGACCAGCUUGCGUGGGAGGAAGGGGGCAAAACGCACGCGUUGUGCAAAGAGCCUUGCAAGGAUCUGGCCCUCGGGGACAGUAUCCAGAUCUUGCCAGCGGACCUGCGCGUGAGCGAUAAGGCUGGGUUACAGGAAGAAGACGGCAGCUGCUACGCCCGGCUAUGCCCCAGGCACUCCGCUCAAUAUGGGCAUGCGAGCGCGCGACGCAAGUGCGCAGUUGAAGGCUGCGUGGAACUGAGCCGGACCACCAAAGGUGGGGUAAGGCUGUGCAAGCUCCACGGGGCCAAGGAGGAACGCAAACCCCCAACUAGCUCGCACCCAAAACGACCUCCAGAGCUUGAAAAACCGGCCUCGCGGCGUGCUACCACGCCCGGGGAUGCGAGGGCUCUGGCCGACGCUCCUGCGACACCUAGGAACUCCCAGACUAAGCCUCGCAGUACCUCAACUCCACCUGGGGUAGGACGAGCACAGGGAGAGACAGAGCCGCAGCUGCUUAGCCUCACUUGGGACGAGGUCGCGAACCUGCCUGAUCCCGCGAUGCGACUGAAGGCAAUUCGCGUUAAGACGGGAGCGGGGCGAGACUCCGAAGAGAGACUCGACCCACCCGGGGACGCAAACCUCAAAGCUGAGGCCCUUGGCAAGCUGGUGCGCAACGUAGCGUUGGGACAACCAGCGGCGAAGGCUUACUCUGCAGCCUGCCAGGAGUAUGGGCUGGACCCGUACACGCAGCCACUGCAAGGGGCUGCUCGGGAGUACUUACCUCGGCUCCCUAUUCAAUACCCACGGCUUGCCCGAAAGGUCCUUGAGGAAAUCGCCGAGCAGGGACAGCCGCAGGAGCACGACCCUGUGCUCGGGGCGUUUCACGCUUACUUGCACGGGACCGACGGGAGCGGAGGGACUGAGUUUUCAGCUGGGGCUCCUCCCUUCGUUAGCGGGGAGCAGCGUCACCCCGCCCUUGCUUUAUAUGGGGGAGUAGACCUUCCUGCGGCUCGAUCCGAGCCCGGUACUCCUGCUCCACCUAUUGAAGCCGGACAGAGCGCUCCCCCCGCAGAACGAACUCCCUUUGCAGCCGCCAGCCUUUUUCGGCCACGGGAAGAGGGCCCCGGUGCGCAGGGGAAUCCUCCCCCGGCGGGGCCCCUCAUGCAAGCGAGCACGUUGUCAGGGGGGUAUCAGGUUCUCGCCAACGCCGUGCGGCCUUUCCAUGCGGGAGCCUACACUGAUGCCGAACCCCCCAGGCUUGACGAGUCGGCGAAGGCUUUGCAAGCCAUUGCCCGCUCACUUGUCAAAGACGACCAAGGGCAGGAGAAGGGGAAACUGUCGGCCAUCGGGCGGCAAGAGGAGCGACUUGUCUUUCUCCUGCGGGGCUGCGACAGCUUGGACGUGCCACUUGCCGCAGGUGUGGUGGGCAAAGAGCUUUUCCACAGUUUGCGGGCCGCGGCUACCCAAGCCAGGCCAAAAUUACGGCAACUUAGGUUUCCGGUCAACUUGACCAACCGCCUGUGCUACGCAUUGGCGUCGGCAAGCUUCGGAGCCAAGGACGUUAAAUCUUUGCCGUUACAUUGUGGGUCUGCCGCAGAUUUUCCGCAGACUGAAGAGGCAGAUUUCGACGCCUACUCAAGCCCGCCGGAUCUUAAACUUGAAGCGCGGCCACGGGGACCCACGACGGUCAGCACGUGGUUGAGAAACGCUUUGAGGCAAGCAUGGGGCCUGGCUUGUGUCUACGGACAACAACAUUAUGCCGUCUGGGAAGCUGCAGCUCUCCACCUGACUAAGCUGGGCGAGGAGCACAGUUACGCUUGGCCGGCGCAUGUUAUUUUUGAUGUGUGGGAAGAGCUCUGGGCCCGCUUCUUCGAAGAACUCCGCGAAGUUGACCGUGACCUGCGACGUUUGAUGCGAGAGGAGUCCCCGACUUUCGACCGCAUGAAAUUUGUUGCUACUGCCCCCAAUGCCGAAGGGCGGCCCUGGCUGCGGCUUCCGGGAACCUUCCGGCUGGAGGACCCGCGUGAAUACUUCACGACCGAUGUGCUGGACAAGCUCCAACGCCAAUUGUCGCGGGCAGCUUGGGCUCAAGCCCUUCGGGGGCCAGCGCGAACCGGCCUCCCGGGAGGAGGCGGCAGGGCUGGAGACGCUUCGGCGGACGGGCAAGCCGGACACCCGGGGAAGGCAGACGACCCGCCCACGCGUGCCGGUGGGGUAAAAGCGGGGGGCCUCCCCCUGCCCUCAUCGGAAAUGACGGGCCUGCGCAGCCUGGAAGCCCAGGAGCAGGCCGCCAAGGUCCAGGAAGGCGGGGGCAAGCGCAGGCCGGGUCGGAAAGCCAAUAGGGCCGGGGAUGCGACGGGAGCUACCCCUGCUGAGUCAGCGCCCGAACCCACCCCGGGAACUCGGGCGGGCGAACUCGGCGCUGAACCUCAGCUUCCCGAGGCUCGUACCGAGCCCGGGCAAAGCAACCAGGCUCUCCCUCCCGAACCCCCCGUAGAGCUCCGAGACGGGGGAUACACCCUUCAAGAAGAAGGCCUACGCAAGCUCGUGCAGGGCGCUGACUACAGUUGGUAUCAAGAUCAAGAUCACGGCCAAGGCAAGGCCACCGCCGCAGACCUGCCUGCCGGGUAUGAAUCCCCCGGGCUUGACCUUCAGGAGCGGACCCGUGCAAUGCGGGCGGUUGAAGCUUUACUCGCUUCACAGGACCCACCCCUUUCUGCAAUGCCAGACCUGCUCACCGUGUUCGUUCGGAACUACCUGCUCCACCACGAUUCGCCCGCUUCCCCGCAGGAGCGGUUGCAGGCCUGCUUCCAGGUCGCAACUACUCUCGGCGGUCCGGAGUUGGCCUCGCAGGCGGCUGAGUACCUCGACUCCACCCAACGCCUCUCCCGUGCUGGUUCUGUCACUGCAGCUGCUACUGUAGGGCGCAUCAGCUGGGAUGGGGACAUUGGAUACGGGACCUUCGAGUACAAUGGAGCUCACUGGCGCCAAUUUGAUUAUCAGGAUCGGCUUCCCCUCAGUCCAGAAAUGCAAGCUCUUCUAGGGCGCAAUGAGACUGAAGAGCCCAAGCAGUGUAUGCUGCUCCACGUUGCCGCUGGUGUCCUUUCCACCGAAGGAGAGCUCCCUACGCUGGCCGCCGCCCAGCUUUUGGGCCAAGCAGCACGAGAAGCCAUGUACCACUCAGCGCGGGAGGUUGAAGCACAGUUGGGGCCGACACCGGAGUACCUCACCCGAGCUGAGGCCGACUUCCGAGUGUUUAACCAUGAUCUUUUGCACUUCGGCCACGAUCGGGACUACCGAACCCUCGUCGCAUACCCGCAGCCGGCCUGGGAGCAUUUGACCUUCGGCGUCUGGCGAGUGGAGCCGCACGACAGCGCACUUGUCGAAUACCUGGUCGGUAGCCACUCUGGCCCUGGUGGGCCUGUGGUCUGGUUACUCGUGCACAAAGGGCACAUGCGGCUCCUUCUCCCUCCCGCCUCUGUCGCACAUCCGUUUGGGCGGGAGCUCUUAAUGGUUGGGUGGGAGCCCCACCUUGAGGCUGCCAAGCCUGCCGAGGCCUGCCUUCCGGCCCGGCGUGUUUUGGCUUGUCCAGUCUGCCGGUCCGAUGCCCCUGCGCGUGCGUUCCACUCUGGUUUCGUUCCGCCGACUUUUGGGUUGCAACCACUGCGACGCGGCGGCGUUUCCCCCGAGGCCUGUUUCAAGCCCGGGGCGCCUGUCGCUCCUCAGAGGUUCGCCCCGUCCGACCUUGAGCGCCUGUUCGGAUGUGAGUCGCUGGCAGGCCACUCGGCCGUCGCUAUCGGCUGUCCGGGCCCGAUCGUUGGCGCUGUCGCCAUCGGCGACCCGUGCUGGGCUUUCGCUGCGGCAGCUCUCUUGCAGCUCCUUGACAGCUUCGAGGGCGACCGUGUCCUCCUAUGGGUGGGACCAGAGCUGGUUAUGCCGGCCGGCCCAUUUCAUGCUUUUCUCGAGUUCCUCGGAGUAUUACAGGCUCACAUCGCAGCUCGCGGUCAAGCCGGGGCCCUCGCUGGCCCGGUCACUCACCGCCUUUGGACCCACAAGACCUUUGUCCUUCUCUCCUGCGAGCGGGCAUGGGCUCGUGCGCGCGUCGACAGCUGCGCGGGGGCGGCUGUCUCUCGUGGUUGGUCCGGGGAUGGCCGGCGCGUGCCUGGAUCACCCCUGGCCGAGCCGCCUUCGGCAGACUUGGGAGCUGCUAUCGGAGCCUACUUAGAUCUCGUCGCGGGAGCCCCUUAUGAUCCGAAGAGGUUUGCGGAAGCAGCGCGCCUCGGCACCAAAGCCCGCGCGGCUGCCCCGUCGUUUCCAGAAGCCUUGAGGGCCCUGCGCAGAGAAUGGACCUUACGUCAAGGCGACCAUUUCAAGGGUCUCUUCGAGGCAGCCCUGGACGAGUUGCUCCCUUCAGACCUGCUUCACUGGCUUAGACACACGGCCACCCAGGGAGUUGACGCCCGCUACGAAGGGGAUCGCCAGCGCGUGAGAGCCACGCCGCACCCGUCUCUGCAGGGGCACCUCACCGAGGCGUUCGAGCAGAUCUGGAAGGAUGUAAGUAAAGGGAGGGUUCUCCUACUUACGUGCCCUGGCGACGCUACUCUUCUUGAAGGGGUGAUCUCCGUUCCUUUGGCGCGUGUCCCCAAAAUGCUGCCUAACAGGACUGUGUCCGCGAAAGGACGGCUAAUAUGGGACGCCAGACGUGUAAAUGAACACUGCAGCAAACACCGGUAUUUCCCGGCGCUGCAGCCGAGACACUCCGAGAUAGCAAGGUUGAUCCUCUGGUGGCAGACUCGCUUCCCUCACAUCCCAAUCUAUUUGGCCAAGAAGGAUGUCAGUGACGCCUUUAAGUGGUUAUGGAUUCAAAGUGAGGAUGGGCCGCUCUUUGGCGCUGAUCUGCCCGGGACUGAGCUUGGGCUUCCGGAAGGAGUCACCGCGGUAUAUACUGCGAUGACCUUCGGUUGGACCGGAGCCCCGGGAUCGUUUAUGGGAUUCGCCUGGGGAGUCAAGCUCUUGGAAGCAGAAUCUGGCCCGAGCUGA
Symbiodinium sp. CCMP2592 is the source of this 5967-nucleotide messenger RNA. Lineage: Eukaryota; Dinophyceae; Suessiales; Symbiodiniaceae. The record is from the annotation of a GenBank genome assembly.